CAGAUCUAAGAGUUUAUUAAAAUAAAGUGGGUGACGGAGUGACGCGAUUAUCAUCUAAACUGUCAUAAACAAAUUCUAAAAAAGUUAAAACCACAACAUAUCUCUUGAUGAAAAAUUUCAUUCAAUCAAUUUUAUGCAACGGCCAUUCUGAGAGUGUCAAUUCCUCCAUUCUCUUAUUCGUAAAUAAAUUAUUUGAUACCUAGCUUAAUUUUUCAAAGUGUAUCCCUUUUUACGAUGGGAAAACAGUUACAAAGUUCUAUGUGAAAUAUCCAAUAAAAUUGUUGGUGCUAAAUCUAAUAAAAGCGAACCAUGGAAAUUUAGAGAAAUUCGGUUUGUAAAUUCGGUAAUUGCGUUUUAUUCUUAUGCGAGUGAGAACAGCAUCCAUCCAUCGUGACUGGAAGCUGUGAAGUUUUGUGUGAGUGCAACGUCUAAUAGUGUGACAGUGGAAAGCCUGAAAGUCCAACAGUAGAUCUACACAAAUUAUAGCAUUUAAUUAUCUCUAACGUGAUUAAAUAUUGGAAAAUACUAAACAAUUGGGAGAUUUGCAUAGAACACAGUGUGGCGGCUAGAUUUGACAAACAGCUUUGAGAAGACGAUCGGACGACAGCAGUCAGUGCAGCAACAGACUUGAGUAUCAUCAUGGGUCAGUUGGUCGUUAAGUUAGUGGAACCGGUAAACAAUGUGGCCGAUAUAUUGGGAGGACGGCGCAAGCGAAAACGCAGCAUCGAUUCACUUCAAACGAAUGGUGAACAGAUCAACAAUGAAACACAAUCACCGAAAAAAAAGAAACUCUUGACCACCACUCAGUACAUAUAUCAGGCGCUGUUCAAGGAACAAAAGAAUUCCGAUAUAGCCAUUAUGGCUUUGGGAAAAGUUUGGAAUCUGCACAAGGUCUAUUUGUCACAAAGUCCAUAUUUCUACAGCAUGUUCAAUGGCUCAUGGAAGGAAUCGUGUCAGGAUUUUGUGCAUAUUAAAAUUUUGGACGAUAGAAUAACAUUGGAUGCUUUAGAUGCUGUCUUUGGCUCCAUGUACUCGGAUGAAAUCGAAAUUGAUGCCAAAGGUGUUAUAUCGGUUUUGGCCACCGCAACUCUCUUCCAUUUGGAUGGCAUCAUUGAAAAGUGUGCUGAGGUUAUGAUAGAAUCCAUAAAUGCCGAAACCGCCAUUAGUUAUUAUGAAUCUGCAUGCCAGUAUGGAUGCCAAAAUGUAAAGAAGUCUGCUUUUGUAUGGUUGGAAACCAAUUUGUUGUGCAUUUAUACCAAAUAUCCCAAUCUAUUGCGUGAAAUUAGCAUAGACCUUAUGACAGCCCUCAUUGCCAGUCCUGACCUGUAUGUUUUACAAACCGAAUUCUCCCUAUACACUUUGUUGCGCAAUUGGAUUUAUUUACGAUUGCAUCCCAAUUUUGAUCCUGAGAAUCCUCAGCAGCAACAAGAAUUCCAAAUGCAACUGCAACAACAGACAGCACAAUCCAAUAAUUCCACAUCACUAUCUCUGGCCACAUCAUCUUCCUCAUCGUCGUCUGGGGGCACGGAAGGUGCCGCUUUAAGCCCCAAUGAUAUUGUGCAGAAUUUUUUCACAAGUCGUCGCGAAAAGCGCUCAUUUCUCUCCACCCCCGAUGGUCAACAGUUUUUGAAACCCUUCCUGGCUCUGCGCACGCAAUAUUUAACCAAUCAUUAUAUGGACUUGAAAAUUGUACUUAACGAUAAUAUCAUACCCAAAGAAUGGCUGCACAAUCAUGUUCUAAGUAAUUGGAAUUCCAUACUUAAGGUGGAUCAUUUGCCAGAAGAGGGACCUACAAAUCUAGAUCCAGAAGAAUUCUACAAAAGUUGUAUGCGCUGUGGACGAGUACUGCUGGAGCCCGGCUAUCAAAAAUGGCGAUGGACUGGUUUUAAUUUUGGCCUAGAUCUCAUACUUAUAGCAGAUUCUCGUAUUCUAAGCAUACGAAGACAUCAUCGUAAUGAACACGAGCGUUUACUAAGUUUACAAACCAAAAGGCAAUUUAUGAUAAGAGCUUCGGUUACCUCCAUUAAUUCCCAGCGGCAGCCUAUAUUUACACAAAAAUCAGAUAUCACCUCAUUGUGUUUGGAGAAAAAUGAAGAAAUCACUCUUAUGGUCAUGGAUUCCAAAUUGGUGCAUCCAUUAUUGAUCUCAGUUAAUGUUUUGGUAGUGCCUCCAACGCCACAAACAUUUAAAGAGAACCUCUUGGUGUGUGAGGAAUUUACAAAUGCUUCAGUGCCCAUAUCGGAAAUAGGAGCAAAUUCCGAUAGAUCUACAACGCCCACAAGUAACAGUGUGCUGGAUGAGGGGGGUGCUGUGUGUCUAGUACCACCAUCGCCCCCAAAUGCUGCCAUGCCAUUGCCAACAUCAUCUACACAGCAUCAGAGGGGCGCGUCAGCAACAUCAACAAUCUCUAGUUCAUCUUCAAAUUCUUCCGCAUCUUCAUAUUCAUCUACAGAUUUUUUGUAGAAUUCAUAAAAUGGCCAAAAGCAAUAUUUUCUACAAACGGUGCAUUGUGAUAGAAACUUUUAACAAAAUUGUUUGGAGAAAGCAUAACGUAUACUUAAAUUACACUCAAAUAGGUCAUAAGUGCUGCGUUAGCGGCACGCUCGUUGUAUAUUCAAGGAUUGAUUCCAUACAUUUGGCUUGUAUAUAAACUAAACACCAAAUCACUACAUGUCAACUUUAGUUGUAACUGUUGUAAAUAUUAGAUUUAAUUGAUCAUUUGUCUUUAAGAGUGGAUAUAUUCGCAAAUGUUUAAAUUUGCUUUCGUUAAGCAUAUCUGGUUUGCGCCAAAAGAUGAAAUGAAUGUUCAUAUAUAUAAGAAAUUUUUAUAUAUGUAUAUAUAAUAUUCCAUUAUUAUUUUUAUUUAUUUUUAACUAAGAAAUUUCGUCGCCAUAAAUUUAUCUUAUAUACACACACCUUACUUAAUUUUAGUUUUAAAAAACUAAUCGCUUGGAAUGAAGUAUAUAUUGUUGUAAUAUCAAUUUUUUUUACUCACAUUAAAAGGUUAAUUUUUUCAAAUGUUAAAAGUUGUAUGCUUAUUUGAUAAGAGCAAACUCUAUAUGGUGUAUUUUUACAUGGCCAAUUACUGUCCUAAUUACCAAAACACUCACUUGUAGUAAAUUAUUGUUGUCGUUAGCGCAAGCGUUACCGUUGAAAUAUUUCGAAAAGGGGCACAAAAAGUGGCAUUCGUUGUGGCCUUCUAAAAAGGUGGCACACUCCACAUAGGCGUAAAGUUCGGUUAAGCCGAUUCGUAUAUGCCCUCCACUACUCCACUCCAAGUUCUCUGGAAGAUUUCUCUCAAUCUGGAGACCAUGCCAUGAUCAUUGAAGGCCAUACUAGUACA
Molecule: messenger RNA, 3343 nt
Organism: Stomoxys calcitrans (stable fly)
Lineage: Eukaryota; Metazoa; Arthropoda; Insecta; Diptera; Muscidae
Product: protein germ cell-less
Exons: 6
Coding region: 640-2463 (607 amino acids)
Biological process (GO): germ cell development
Molecular function (GO): protein binding
Source: RefSeq, a predicted model, not a curated record